This is a messenger RNA of Dendrobium catenatum, 905 nucleotides long. RefSeq names its product protein CURVATURE THYLAKOID 1B, chloroplastic. Gene Ontology annotation, cellular component: chloroplast thylakoid membrane; thylakoid. NCBI's taxonomy places the organism in Eukaryota, Viridiplantae, Streptophyta, Magnoliopsida, Asparagales, Orchidaceae. The transcript has 6 exons. The record is from RefSeq and is a predicted model, not a curated record. The coding region runs from base 123 to 668 and encodes 181 amino acids.
CCUCCCAUUUCAUCUUCAAAGGACUUGAGCAGUGAGAUAAUGCCUGCAUAGAGCGCGAGAGUUCUGUGAGUUUGGAGGAGCAUAAGGUCAUCUCCAAAACUACUUUCUUUCACCGGCGACCUAUGGCUUCAGCCACCGGCACGGCCAUCCGAAUCCUAGCCUCGUCGCCGACCCCUGCCAACAGAAGGCUUAACUCCCACAAGCCGGUUUCGGUAGUGAACCCACAUUCAAUCGGCCUCAAUUCGCUUCCACCUCCGCUUCAGGUCUCCUCGCCCGUUCGCCAUCCUCAAGACCGCGAGUUGUUGAAACCUGUCUUUUACAGUCACAAAAGUACACGGAAUACUGUAGUCAUGGCUACAGGAGAAAGGCCAGCUGAAGUUGCUACUGAACUUCCUGAAAUUGUUACUACCAUUCAAGAAGCGUGGGAUAGACUUGACGAUAAAUAUGCUGUGGCUUCACUUGCGUUUGCCACCGUAAUUGCUCUUUAUGGCUCCAUUGGACUGAUUUCGGCGAUUGACAGGCUUCCUCUGCUUCCUGGUCUGUUUGAACUAAUUGGAAUCGGUUACACUGGGUGGUUUGCGUACCGGUACCUGGUUUUCAAGCCUGAUAGGGAAGCUUUGAUUGCAAAAGUCAAGAGCAUCUAUGGCGAUGUUAUUGGAAGCGGCUAAAGUUGAUUUCAGGCUAUGAAAUCAACUUUUAAAAGUUUAGAGCCUGCUUAAAAGAGGUUUACUCUUCUUGUAUUUGGUUAAUGAUCUGUUUUAAAAGUUGGAAAUUUGUAACCAUCGUAUUCUUGCAGAAAUGCAUUUCUUCUGAGAGCAUGAGCUUCUCAUCUUCUUCGCUUUGCAUCCAUAUUUCUAUUUGCCAGAUAUUUUGUUGGUAAAAUAUUAUGGAAAUCAUUGUUAGUA